GCAAGCGACGCAUGCGUGUGGAUAUUAAUCAUAUGCCAAUGGGAUAUAAUCGAGAUGGUUUUACGGAAAAGAACGAGCAUGAAUACAGUGAUAUCAGCAGUGUUUGGCUUUGUCCUUUGUCUUCUGGUCCAGAACCUCUUCUAUACAGUCCCUACCAUGGUUACACCUACAUGUCCAACUGUGGACAAGGCGGACGUCGACCGAAUCACAAGUGGCCGAAGCUACACUGACCCUGAUUUUAGUGACUGUCAAGACAAUAAACAUCCGGGUUACAUUCCACGAUAUCCCAGGCGGAGGUGUGCGUCCAAUAAUACAUACACAGACUUUGGUGGUACCAUGACAGCAAAGCAAACUGCGAGAGUGAAUACUUGUGUUUUAAAUUUCGAGUCGGACAAAAAACGGGAACUCGAUUUAGCAAUACAUGAUCCGUCUAUACGUUGGUCGAGCCAUCGGUAUCUGAACAAGAGUAGUUUCGUCAUUGAGGCGGGAGGUCAUAACGGCUUGGAUGUCCAAGAACUCAACUCGAGGUAUCAACCCGGAACUUACGUCGUGUUGGAACCUGUUAAAAAGUUUUUCCAUGUGUUGACCAAGAAAUUCGUUUCCUCGCCGAACGUUGUAGUUUAUAAUUUUGGAAUUGACGUUAGUGAUGGCGUGUUUUAUAUGAACGACGAAAAUAAUGAUGCGGCAUCAAUUUUUGACAAAGAACAAAAUAAAAACAACACAGAGUCAAGGAUUGUGAAUGCCACAAUUUUUUUUGAAAAGAUGUCGGUGAGGAAGAAUGACGUUGACUUAAUAACACUGAACUGUGAGGGGUGCGAGUACGCUGUACUGGACCUUCUCCUCUCCACCGACUAUAUACGACACUUCCGGAAUAUCCAGUUCCAGCCACAUAAUACGCAGGGGAUAUGUUACUCCGUCCAGAGGUACUGCUGGUACCAGGAACUAUUAAGGAAAACACAUAGACUUACAUUUCAAUACAAAUUUAUUUGGGAGAGUUGGAGCCGGAUAUAAUUUACAUCAUCGCAUAUCAUCCGUCCCUUGCUUGACCUAUAUUUGUAUUUUCACUAGUAGGGCUUCUUAUUUUGCUUUAUUUGUCAUGAUAUAGUCGAUAUCGAUUUUUUUUUUUUUUUUUUUUGGUUUUGUGUGUAAUAUAUACGUGUUCGUUUUGGAGGCAUAGUACUCCUCCACCCAGUCCUAUAUGGACACUGCAUCAGAACAAACACAUGUUCGUUGGAUGCCUAUUAUAUUCAAAUAGAUUUAUAAACAGAGAAGUGAUAACAACAGUGAAAAAAACUUAAACAAAAUGGCAAAAAUCCACAUAACGGCAAAAACUUUGCAACUUUGUGCAUGCCCCGGAUGUCAUUAAAAUUUCAAAAUGGCGUCAGAGAUGGAUUGUGUUUUUUUAGAAGCGGUUUCGUUGAAUAUUACAACGGUAAUCACAGGAACAGACAUAGGACAAAACUGUCGGCGAAUCCGAACAUUUCUUUUCAGUGUUAUCUUUUGUGAUAUGUAACUACGUCGUGUUGUUGUCUAUAUAAAUGAACGGAUUGGUUCUAAAAUUAGACAAACUUAAUUGUUUUACCAUUUCUGCUCUCGUAAACAUCACAAGCUGUGACCUCUACAUCCAUGUUGCUAACCAUUGUCACUAGGGUCCAUCUAUCCCCAUAUCUCACAUUAUUGAUUUAAAACUACUUCAUAUCUUAAAGCUUUCUAUUAUUCGUGGUAACAUAAGAAACAAUUGAUUUUAUAUCAUGUAGAUAUUUCGUAUGGUUAAAUUAUUUAUGUGGUGAAUUCUAUCUUUGCUAUAUCACAUUCUUAUAUUAUUAUCAACAUCACGAAUACAUUUUCUCCAUUGUACUUACAUCAGUACCAUGGACUCUGAAUUGUAGUUUUUGAAUGUGUUCCGAACCUUCCCUUCAUUUGUUGUAACCUUUAAAUUUAUAUUUUUAGAUGUAAUUUAUACAUUUUUAUUAUGUAGGUUUAAAGUGUAAUAUUAAUUUACAAUACGAUUGGUUUCGAUAUUAAA
Mizuhopecten yessoensis (Yesso scallop) is the source of this 2026-nucleotide messenger RNA. RefSeq lists its product as uncharacterized. The record is from RefSeq and is a predicted model, not a curated record. Lineage: Eukaryota; Metazoa; Mollusca; Bivalvia; Pectinida; Pectinidae. The transcript has 2 exons. The coding region runs from base 55 to 1011 and encodes 318 amino acids.